Fukomys damarensis (Damara mole-rat) is the source of this 4088-nucleotide messenger RNA. RefSeq names its product signal transducing adaptor molecule 2 (gene Stam2). NCBI's taxonomy places the organism in Eukaryota, Metazoa, Chordata, Mammalia, Rodentia, Bathyergidae. The record is from RefSeq and is a predicted model, not a curated record. The transcript is spliced from 14 exons. Gene Ontology annotation, cellular component: endocytic vesicle. The coding region runs from base 31 to 1605 and encodes 524 amino acids. Gene Ontology annotation, biological process: signal transduction. Gene Ontology annotation, molecular function: ubiquitin binding; phosphatidylinositol binding.
CGCAGCGACAGGGGCUCGGGCGCAGGCGACAUGUCUCUCUUCGCCGCCAACCCCUUCGAGCAGGACGUAGAAAAAGCUACAAAUGAAUACAAUACCACAGAAGAUUGGAGUCUAAUUAUGGACAUAUGUGACAAAGUUGGAAGCACUCCUAAUGGAGCAAAAGAUUGCCUAAAAGCCAUAAUGAAAAGGGUAAAUCAUAAGGUUCCUCAUGUUGCUCUCCAAGCAUUAACUCUUCUUGGGGCUUGUGUGGCUAACUGUGGAAAGAUAUUUCAUUUAGAAGUAUGUUCCCGUAAUUUUGCAACAGAAGUACGUACUGUGAUAAAAAAUAAGGCUCAUCCUAAAGUAUGUGAAAAAUUGAAAUCUUUAAUGGUGGAAUGGUCAGAAGAAUUUCAAAAGGACCCUCAGUUUAGUCUAAUAUCUGCAACUAUUAAAUCAAUGAAAGAAGAAGGAAUUACUUUUCCUUCAGCAAGUUCUCAGACUAUCUCUGCUACUGCCAAGAAUGGAACAUCACUGAACAGAAAUAAAGAAGACGAAGACAUAGCUAAAGCUAUCGAAUUAUCGUUGCAAGAGCAGAAACAGCAAUGCACAGAGACAAAAUCUUUAUAUCCAUCUGCAGAAAUUCAGUUAAACAAUAGAGUUGUACGAAAAGUGAGAGCUUUAUAUGAUUUUGAAGCCGUUGAGGACAAUGAACUCACCUUUAAACAUGGUGACAUUAUUAUUGUUUUGGAUGACAGCGAUGCCAAUUGGUGGAAAGGAGAAAAUCACAGAGGAAUAGGACUCUUCCCAUCUAAUUUUGUGACAGCUAAUUUAAACAUAGAGUCUGAAGCAGCAGCUGUGGACAAAUUGAAUGUAAUUGAUGAUGAUGUGGAGGAAAUUAAGAAAUCAGAACCUGAGCCUGUUUAUAUAGAUGAGGAUAAGAUGGAUAGAGCCCUGAGGGUGCUCCAGAAUAUAGAUCCAGCAGAUUCAAAACCAGAUUCUCAAGAACUCUUGGAUUUGGAAGAUAUCUGUCAACAGAUGGGUCCAAUGAUAGAUGAGAAACUUGAAGAGAUUGACAGGAAGCAUUCAGAGUUGUCUGAAUUGAAUGUAAAAGUCUUGGAAGCUCUGGAACUGUAUAACAAACUGGUGAAUGAAGCGCCAGUGUAUUCAGUCUACUCGAAACUCCAUCCUUCAGCACAUUACCCCUCUACAUCAGCUGGGGCUCCAUUGCAGACAUACCCAAUUCAAUCACAUGGUGGAAACUACAUGGGUCAAAGCCUUCACCAAGUAACUGCUGCCCAAAGCUAUAGUCUAGGACCAGAUCAUGCUAGUUCGCUGCAAUCUCUGCCUCCAAAUGUGAAUUCCUCAGUCACAGCGCAAACUGCUCAAACUCCAUAUUUAAGCACCCGACAAGACACUGUGUCCAAUCCUUACAUGAACCAGAACUCUAACCUUCCAUCAGCUACUGGUACAGCUGCCUACACGCAGCAGAUGGGGAUGUCCUUGGAUAUGUCAACUUACCAGAGCACUACUUGCAGUUUACCACAACUGGCAGGCUUUCCAGUGGCAGUUCCAGCUCACUCCGUUACAGAGCAACAAACAAAUUACCAUCAGCAGCCUCUCCUGUAGAGACAAAGCAUUUUCUUGAAGCCUUCAUAAGUAUGUCUGGAAAUAUUAAAACUUUUUUCCUUUCAACUCAAAAGGACCAUAAUAAAUAAAGCACAAAAUCUGUCUUACUCUAAAGGCCAUGAAAGGGUUAUUAUUAUUAUUAUUUUUUCAGUCUAGUGUGUUUGAAGUCAGUUUUUUGAUCAGAGGCAGCUUAAAGGUACUUCCAGUUGGUUUUGUUGUGCUUUCAAAUGUCUCUACAUAAAUCUGGACACCCAGUAAAUACCCUUAUGACACUAAAUAAUAUGGGAUAGAAGUGUAAACUUUUUACUUUAAAGAAACCAUUGUUUCCUUCUACUAUGUUAUGAAAAGAGCACUAGAGACCUUUAAAUAUUUUUUGUCUGCAUAUUUUUGUCAGGGUUUCCCACACACUAUUGUUUUCAAAGGCAAACAUCUUUUUGUGUGAGCAUUUAGCUUGCCAAAGUAUUUCCUUUUGGCUCCUUAAAUUGCAGUUGUGUUUGCAGUACUGUCAGUUUUUCUGUCAGUGUUAUGUUGAAUAACAAUUAGCAUGUAAUUGUCUACAGAAGCAAGAGCAAUUUGGAAGGAACAAAAAUGUUUUCUCUUAUUAAAAGUGAAAACCAUGUAAAUGCAGAUGUGUAGUAAAGCAUUUAGCCUGUCCCCUAAACAGUCACCAUAGAAGGCUCACAAAACAUUUCCAAUCCCAGGGGAAAUUAUUUCCUUUCUUGCAAACAUCCCUGGUAUUUGGAAUUAACACUAAUGACUUUCAAGUGACUUUGGCCAUUGUCUAAUGAAGAUAUGGUCCAUUGUUUUCCUUCCUGCAGUGUGGCAUGAAAAGCUGCUAUAUUUCUUUUUUAUGGAUGAUAAGGGAUGAUAAGAGACAUUCCUAAUAAUUUGAUGUGAUCUAAACCAAGCAUGGGUGAUAAGUGUGUUUUUAGUAAUGUGUGUGUUUUUAAAGAAAUGAUUCUCGUACCAUUGCUAAGCUGUCAUCUUAAGCUGUUGAAAAAUUUUUCAUUCCUUUCAGAAAUCUGAACCUUUGGGAUUCCACAUACUAUAGAAGUUGAUAAUAAAAAUCAAUAUGGAUUGUUUUGUAUUGAAAAUUUCAAAAUACAAAAUAGAAAAUGCAGAUAUGUAUGCCUAUAGAUAUGUGAUAUUUAGACUGGGAAAAAUACUGGACAUACGUUUAAUUUUUAAAAAAUUAAAACUUUUUGCAUGGAUACAAAAAUUUCUAUUUUUUUUAAGUAUUUGAUCUUUCUACAAAGAAUCCAUUUGAGAAUAAUUCUGCAAAUUUUGUCAUUUGUCUAUUUACAGAGAUUUUUAUUGCAUGUAUGUUCCUUUUUCAAAGAAACUUUAUCCUCAAACAAAAUUUGAAAGCUUAAUGUCUGUCGUUAUCUUGUUUCAGAUACAAAUUACUGAAAAGAAAAUUUAACCUUUAAUGACUUGUGGUCUGUUUAUCAUUCAGUAUUUUCCUUUCAGGUAAAUUCAGUUAUUAUAUACUUUAAAAACUUUUUUAAAUGGCACCUUACUUUAUUGGAAACAAAUCUGUUCUUAAAAAAAAAGAAAAAGAAAACAAAAAACAAAAUUCAAAGCUGCUCUUGAUAAUAAUAUUUGCAUUCAUAUGCAGAAUCUUACAUUUUCUUCUAAACUGUACUUAGUAAAUUUAUUUUAAUGUUUGUAUAAAUAAGUUUUGUUCAAUUGUCAUCUGAAUUGUAGUUCAGCAUAAAUAUCUACUAAAUUGGGAUCAGCCAAUUAAGUUCAAGUAACAUCAUUAAUCAUAAAACAUAACAUAUUUAAAUAUGGUAUAUUGGCAUUUAUCUGUGAAAUUUAAUCAUGCAGAAGUUUCCUCUUAAAAAAUUUUUAUUUUUGCCAUUUAUAAGGAAUUUGUCUUAGCAAUUAUUGUUAGUAUAAAAAUGAUACUGUUUCUGUUGAUCUUUUUUUAAAAUGUUAAGAAAUACAAGGUUGUUCUUUUUUUCCCAUAAUCUUAUGGAUUGUAUUUAUUUUAAGAUUUUUUAUAUUUACAUGUUUUCUGCCAAAGGCAGUGUCUAGUUUAAGAUCCCUAAGUUGGGUUCAUCCUGUUCUGUAUCAAAAAUUUAAAAAAAAAAAAACUUCUGCUUUUCCUCAGUACAUUAGAAAGAAUUCCUGAAAAUUUAUAAUAGAAAUAAUUUUAUAAUAUGGCAAAUUCACCUGGGUGUUAAAAUGUAUAAACUGAAAUAUGUUUGUAUUGUUUGAAAAAUGUACAGCCAGCCAAGAUUGUCUCUUAUUUUGGUAAUUUAUUUACACAUUAACCGAUUAUUAAUUGUAAUAUUUGUCAUUUAGUAUUUGAAUUUAUUUGCAGAUACAUUGUUAUCUUAUUCUGCUUCAAGUAGCUGGUAUUAAACUGUGUAACAUUUUACUGUAUGGUGAAGGUAGUUAUAAAAUUGUACCUUCUGAAUUUAAAAAAUUGUAAAUGUUUAAAAAUAUGUGGUUGAGGGCUAGGGAUUUAGUUCAGU